ACUUCAAGCUUCAAAUGUCAAUUGGCAAAUGUCAAACCGGACUCGGAGACUGCUUAAUUUUUUUUCAUUUAAUAUAAAAAUCGCCAAAGAAAUUUCUUUACCAUGAUUAAUUCUUUUUAAAUCUGUAAAAUAAUUCAAUGGUGAAAUUGAGGAAAUGCGUGAGGCAUCCUGAACAAAACUCGGUGCAAUGGAUGGCGGUGACAGGAUUUUAGUGGCCGCUGGGCUAACCGCGGCUGUGGUCGUCGGGGCUUUUGUGUUAUGGGGGCCCGGCGGAGCCCCGAGGGUCCGCAAGCGGCGCGGGCAGAUCGCAGGCCUCCAGAACUUGGGCAGGACGUGCUUCCUCAAUACGUUACUACAAGCGCUGGCGGCGUGCCCUACAUUUAUCGAGUGGUUGAAGAAAUACGCAAAAGCAGAUGCCCAUAACAGUAUGAUUACGACACUGUACACUGUUAUCGAAGUUGUGAAUGGCACACACGAGUCAGCGAGAGGCACUCCAGUGUGCCCUCUGGGUGUGCUGCAGUCCCUCCGAGCAGCAGGCUGGGUAGUGCCGGCCGACCAGCAGGAUGCCCACGAGCUGCUCCAUGUGCUGCUGUCCUGCAUUGAGGAGGAGACUGCUGCCAUGGUUAAAAAGCCGGGCUGCCUGUCGGACGCCCUGGGACUGGGCGGCGCGCGCGCAUGGUCGGCGCUGGCGUCGCCCGCCUCGCCGCCCGCCGCGCCGCUGUCCCUGCGCGACGAGCCCGCGCGGCCCGCUCGUCCUGCCUCUGCGGCCCCGCCCGGCGAACCAGAUCUGGCUGACCCUGAUGAUCCGCCUCCAGAGCCCAUGCGCCUCACCAAGGGCGUGUCGCGCUCCUUCUGCCACCUGAGCUCGGUGGGGCGGCGCUGGGCGGCGGCGCCGGCGCGCGCGCCCGCCUACCCGCCCACCCGUGGCACGCUCGCGUCGCGGACACACUGCACCGUCUGCUCCACUAAGAGUCCGAUCCGCUACGACAAGUUCGAUAGCAUAACGCUGUCGAUGGCUAACGCCAGCACGGGGCUGACGGGCAGCUUCAGCUUGUCUGGGCUGCUGCGCGCGUUCACGGCGCCGGAGAUGGUGAAGGGCGUGCGCUGCAGCAAGUGCUGCCCGGAGGACGCCAGCGAGCGCGCCUACACCAAGCACAUCCGCACCGUCAACUUCGGCAAGUUGCCGCGGUGCCUGGUGCUGCAGGUGGCGCGCGUGGAGUGGCGCGGCGGCGGGCCCAGCAAGCGCGGCGAGCACGUGGCCUUCCCCGAGACGCUGUGCAUGGCGCCCUACGCCGCGCAGCAGCGCCCGCAGCCGGACUUGGUGUCGCUGAUGGGCGAGGGGCGGCUGCGCGGCAGCCUGUCGGUGCUGAACGCGGCGGCGGGCGCGGCGGGCGACGAGCGCGCGCUGUUCCGCCUGCUGGCCGUGGUGGUGCACGUGGGCGGGCCCAAGUCCGGCCACUUCGCCACCUACCGCCGCGGGAACGGCUUCGAGAGCAAACGAUGGUGGUACACGUCGGACACGCUGGUGCACGAGGUGUCGCUGCAGGAGGUGCUGCGCUGCGCCGCCUACAUGCUGUUCUACGAGCGCCUCGUCGACCCGCCGCCGCCCAUCACCACGCACUUCUGAGCGGCGCGGCGUGACGUCACGGGCGGUUUGUUCACUCCGUACCGCGGCCAGGUGCAAUCACCUGAUUGGGUGCCGCAUAGCGGCAUUUAUCAAUGUACACAUUAGUGCCGUAAUUCAAAAAUUGCUGACAUAUAAAUAUACUGAAAAUUUAAUUAACACGAUAAAUAAUUGCCGAAGAAAUCAUAGUUGUUAAUUAAUUUUCGACUUAUUUCAACGUUAGCAUUGUCAGUAAUGUCAGUAACAAACGCCGCUUUGCGUUCGUCAGGUGAACGCUAACUCUUAGACGGCGAUUCAAUAAUCAUCAAAUGUAUGUAACUAGGAGUGCAUUUCUGUGUAGUAAAAAUACACUCUCAGUUCACGUUUAAGUGCACGAUAGAGAAAAAAACAUAUAACGAUAUAACGCUGAAUAUAAGAGAGAGACACCUAUAUAACCCUAAUCCACGAAAAUGGAGAAAUAGAUAGCGACGUAAAGCAGUACAGAGCGAUAGAAUGUGUUGAACGGUUUCUCUUUUAUCUUGUGUCAUGUGUUGUGUUGUGUUUAUCUGUCUACACAAACACUCUGCAGGCAAUCCUGUGUCUUAGUCUGCACGGUACAGGGGUGCGAGCGGCAACAUUAACCCCCAUCAACCCUGUGCUGCGCGGAAGAGGAAUAAUUUAUGGUGUUUGCCAAUAGUAAUGAAUAAGAUCCUUGAAGUAGUUCAUGUUGUGCUGCUUUUUUUUCUAUCUCUUUGCACUGUAAAUGCACUAGUUAACUCCACAUCAAAAUCGCUUCAUACUUUUCUAUUACUGGCCCAUUGAGUAGAUUCCAUUUACAAAAUCCUUAAAAAGAAUUACCUUAUGUAUGGUAUUCUCGUUAGGGUCUCUUAAUGAGUGCACCUUGACUGAAAUCCAGUAGAGAAACAAUUAUAACAUUUAUCUAGUAAAGUAGUACUGUACUCUUGACAGAAAAAUAAUUGAUUUCAUUUUGCAGAUAUUACAGAUCGCUAUUCUGUAACGAUGUUUUUGUAACUCGGCAGUGUGAGUUUUGAAUUUGUAUGUAUCUCUCUGUCUUACUAGAUAAAGAGAGCGAUAAAUACGAACUUAAAGUACACAAAGUCGAGUUAGAAACCUCAACGUUAUAGAAUAGCGGUUUCUUUACAAUCUAGCUAAGUGAAAUUACAAUAACGGUUUAUUGUAAUUAAUCUCACUUAUCACUGUCAAUGACCGAAAACCAAAAUCUGGGCUAGAUUUAUUGAUAAACAUAUUAGGUGAACACUUUCUGUUUGUAUAUUUCGAAUUUAUUGUUCUCGACUUUGUUAUAGGUAAAUGUUUGUUGUCUAUGUAUUAGAUUGAUUUAUGUAAUACGACGUCCUAGUAUAUGAGAAUAGUAUUAUGAUAUACUUGGACUCGACUGAAUUAUGGUUGUUCAACAAAAAAAAAUUCUCUACAUAAUGGUGCUAAUUCGAAUGUACAACUUGGUUGCUUCACAAAAUUUUGUAAAAAUUUGUAAAAUCAAUUUGACAUUAGAUCUUUCUUCACUAUUGCUUCACUGAGUGGUAUGAAAACAACAUUUACUAGUUUUAAUUUCAAUAGAUCAACAUUAAAUAAGUUUAGUAGGUAGUUUUAAUUACAUGAAAUCCGCCAAGUUACAGCAAGCCUAGCUUGCUAAUUUAAAAAAGCAAUGUGCUGAAAAUUCGAAAAUAAUCAAAUGAGCAUCAAUAUAAUUAUGUUAACAUUACAUAUUACAAGUAUAAUGUAUUGGGAUUAAUCGAGUCACAAAUUGUUCGCGACUGUUAUUAUAGUAUUAUUAGUUUCCGAGUCCUGACUGAGAAUUUAGUUUUGUAUUUAAUGUUAAAAGUGAACAUUUUAUGAUGUAUGAUGCCACAUUUUGUACUGUUUAUGUAAAAUUUGUUUAGACAGAGGCGUGUGAACUUACAUAUUUAUAACUAAAGUGUAUACUCUGUUACCUCCGUUAGCAUUUGAAUCGACCUGUAUUUUCUUAUUGCAUUUUUGGAAACGCUAGACACAUAUCUCUUGGGAAUUUUUCUACAAACGUUUUUCACUCUACCUAGUCUAAUUGUGCAUUUUAUUACAAUCACGAACUUUAUUACAUGCCUGUGGCAUGUGGAUGAAAAGAAACCGGACUUUUGCGACAUCUCUGUCUGUCGGAAUGUAUAGACUGUAGAUCUUUAUGGAGGGUAGAAUGCAUUUAGUUAGUGACGUCACUGUAGCAGGAAACUUAGACAAAACUUAAUUGUAACAUAACUGAAAAAGGUCAUGUACACAAAAUAUAUUGAACUACGUAAAUAGCCGACGUAUUAUACGUAGCACCUACUGUGUUUGUUGUUUUACACACAUUCAGAUUGGAUAAUGAAAAUACUUGAAUAUAGAACGUACUGCCAGCUAGUUUUCCCAACCUCCUACAAUUUGGGUAUAUUUAGGUCUAUAGGCUUAGAAUAUCUAAGCAAGCGCGUUCCACCAUAAGCUGCAUCAUCGCUUACUACAUGACGUGAUUGCAGUUAUGCGCCAGCUUAUAUAACGAAAAAAAAGAAAAACAUUUUGAUCUAUCAACAAAAUGGAUUUAUACCAUAACCCUGAGCUAACGCUAGAGCCUUUUGAAUCUGUCAUUUACCAUUACAACUCGACCCUUUCAUUUUUUUUUCAAAAUGAGGCAUUUUUCAUGCUUACCCUCCAUAUUGACUGCCGUUUAUCAACGUCUUGAAAACUUUUACGUCAUUGAAUUCUACUUAUUCUGUUAAUAUAAUAUUCGUAACUAACUGACUUAACUUAUUUUUGUGUGUUGUACAUGUCUUGCAUUUGUUGGCUUUGUGCUUAGUUACUUUAAGUAAAUUUACAGGAUGCCAUGUUUUUAGUAACAAAAAAAAGUAUGCAUACUUUUUAAUCAUAAAAAUAUAUAUAAGUUGCCAUAAACGAGGCUGUUUUCUACUUAAUGAAUAUUGAAAUAAUAAUUAUUGUGAUCAAGUAUUACGUCUGCUUAAUAGAUAGGAAGUCUGAUAUUGAAUUUUAUCAAUAUUUUUAUUCGAUGUAGAGUAUUUCUAAAAAAUCUGCUCACUUUUGGCCAUUAAGAGCACGUUAGAUUUGUAGUAUCUUUAAAAUGUGAUCUUUAUUUUAAACUAUGAGAAAGUGUACCUAAAUACUUAAUAUUAAUAUGGGUAUAGAAAAAUUUAAUAAUAUCAGUAGCUUUUAAUAACCGCAAUCAAAAACAACCUGAAGAAGAAUUACUGUGUGUAUUUUUUACGUUAUAAAGCCAGACAAUCAUAGCAACCUCGAUGAUAUCGUUCCUAGGGGGCAUUUAUGUGUUACUUUAAUAUAACUGCUGACGGGAGCUAAACUCAUCGUAACCCCUAAGUAUUUCAAUUUAAAUCCAGGCGACGUUAGGGAGAGGCCACACGGUUUUACCAUAGGUAUAUUUAUGAUUAAACUUACCGUUUUGCUGAAAAUCGUGAAAAAACUCAUUUUUUUAACCUUUGACCUUGAAUAAAAAAUACAGGGGAAAUAUGGGGAACUUUCAAAUUUUAUUUUUAAUCAUAUUUAAAACAAUCUUACUAAUUUUCAGCAUGGCUUGGUGACGGUCUAGUACGGCACCGUGCGGCAUAUCAUUGCUAUUUGUAUUGGCCUCUCCCUUACCCAGAUUUUCUAUAAGCGCAUGUAGUCGGAAAAAAAGUCUGGUUAACGCUGACUCUUGGAGUUGUCGUUUUUUCGUGGAGCAAAAUAAAUUAUUCAUAGUAUUAAAUUAAAUGAAAAAGUCUAUAGAAUAUAUUGAAGAGUUAUAAAAAUGAAGCGUAAAAGGUUUUUGAUUGUUUAUUUGUUUCUCCCAGUAAUAAUUAUAAGUCCACUUUGAACUCUUGUGAUUAAAUUGGUAGUAUUUUACCUGGUGACUGAAUAUGUAUAUAGCUUUUGUAAUAAAAUUGUGUACCUACCUGUUUUUGUUUUGUAACUUUUGAUAUUACAUGAUAAUUGUUGUCGUUGUUUAUUAUCGUUGUAAUAUUUUUUGUGAUCACAGAUUAUAAGCAAAAUUUAUAGCUGGAUCUUCACCCCCGCGGUACAGGGGUGCGGGGUAUGACGUCAGAGGGGAGCUAGAGAGGUGGCAAAAGGCGGUUAUCAAUUGUAUUAUUACUAGGGCAAUCGAAAGCACUCCAUUCCAGGCAAUAUGAGACAUUAAUGAUGUCUCGACUACAUACAGCAAUACCUACCUAUAGACACCAAGGCUGUUCAAAGUAGCAUUAUACUGUUACAACAUAUUGAGGAAGAGAAGAAUUAUUUAACUAGGAAAUACAUUCAUAUUUCGUACACUACCUAAUUAAAUUUCCGUCAUGAUCCCCUUGUAAAAAUAAGACGUACAAAAGAGAGAAUUGAUAUAUGGAAUACAAUGAAAAACAAUAUUACCAAAAAUUUAGAUUUACAUACUAAAAUUGCAAUAGACUUGCUGUCUGCACCACUACUUGCUCAAGAUUAAUCUAUUUACAUAUUAAUACACACUCUUUCUUGCCGAGCAACAAUUACUCUAUUAGGUAUCCUCGUAUAAAGGUACCUUGGUACUACAGCUUCCCACCGUCAUAUUCCCGCACCAUUGCACUACGCAGACGAGGAUUUAGCGGCAGUUUGGUCUUUCAUACAUCGAAGGUUGCAUUACUUUGAAAUACCUGUGACUGUAACUUUUGAUAGGUACUAUGGAUUUAGUGUCAUGUUACAAUUUCUUGUAGAGUUUGUAUUUUUAAAUUGUAAAUAAUAUUGUAUUGUUUAUUUUUUUAUUAGAAUAUUGUUGGUUUUGAUAGUUUAAUUAAAUUCUAGGCAGCUUUAUUAAGUUUUAGAUAUUAACUUAAUUAAGUAUGUUAUAGCCAAUCUAUUUUGGAAAGUCCAAUGAAUUUAGCUUAGGAUUUAGUGGUAAGGUGAACACAAACAUACAAAGUAUACAAUAGUAUACAUAUUGAACAACACUUGAUCUGUUAUCUUACCACUACAUGCAAAGCAUAACAGACUUUUGCAAUAGAUUGACUAUACGAGAAUGUAGUGAGACAGUAACCUACCACGGACACGGAUGGUGUAGCGAAGAGCUCGUUUUAUAUUUAUUAGGGUUUACAUUUACUUAUAUAUUUUAUUUUAGAAUUUAAUUUACGUUUGUAUCGCGCCGCAUAGCAAGAACCAGCUCAUGACUGAGGGCCCCAAAUGGGUUUGAAUCUAGUCGGGCAUACUCUGACGUUGUAUCAUCUAACCAUGUUUCAUAAUAAAAUUAUGUAUUUUAUUAUGAAACAUGGUUAGAUGAUACAACGUCAUCGUUGUAUCAUCUAACCGAAACGUGAUGGUUUGGUGGAUUUACAAAACGGAGGUCCUGGGUUCGAUCCCCGGCUGGCAGAUUGAGAUUUUCUUAAUUUGUCCAGGUCUGGCUGGUGGGAGGCUUCGGCCGUGGCUAGUUACCACCCUACCGGCAAAGACGUACCGCCAAGCGAUUUAGCGUUCCGGUACGAUGCCGUGUAGAAACCGAAAGGGGUGUGGAUUUUCAUCCUCCUCCUAAGUUAGCCCGCUUCCAUCUUAGACUGCAUCAUCACUUACCAUCAGGUGAGAUUGUAGUCAAGGACUAACUCGUAAAGAAUAAAAAAAAAAAUUUAAUUUAUCAUUUACAAACAGACUCUUUUAUUAGAAAAACUAUCCACAUAUAUAUUCUCAAUAUGUCUACCGUCCGUAAUAGCGAGUGACGGUAAGGAGUGUCGCAUCACUACAAUCUGUGUCCCUGGGAAGUUACCGAGUGUAUCAUAUCAUAAUGUGGCAUAAUAUUGUUUAGCUUUGUAUGUAGCGACUUGAAGAUUGAGAUUUGGUGAAUACUUCCCCGGAACUGCUGUGUCAAUGUAGAUAGGAUGUCCUGUUUGAUCUAAUUGUUAAUAUUAAUUAUGAAUAAAGUAUACCUAUUAUACUA
Bicyclus anynana (squinting bush brown) is the source of this 7538-nucleotide messenger RNA. It is a transcript of the gene Usp30, whose product is annotated as ubiquitin carboxyl-terminal hydrolase 30 homolog. The record is from RefSeq and is a predicted model, not a curated record. The transcript has 9 exons. Gene Ontology annotation, molecular function: cysteine-type deubiquitinase activity; cysteine-type endopeptidase activity. Bases 188 to 1627 code for a protein of 479 amino acids. NCBI's taxonomy places the organism in Eukaryota, Metazoa, Arthropoda, Insecta, Lepidoptera, Nymphalidae. Gene Ontology annotation, biological process: protein deubiquitination. Gene Ontology annotation, cellular component: nucleus; cytosol.